Sorex fumeus (smoky shrew) is the source of this 918-nucleotide messenger RNA. Its product is annotated as olfactory receptor-like protein OLF4. Gene Ontology annotation, cellular component: membrane. Gene Ontology annotation, molecular function: G protein-coupled receptor activity; olfactory receptor activity. The transcript has a single exon. Gene Ontology annotation, biological process: G protein-coupled receptor signaling pathway. Bases 1 to 918 code for a protein of 305 amino acids. The record is from RefSeq and is a predicted model, not a curated record. NCBI's taxonomy places the organism in Eukaryota, Metazoa, Chordata, Mammalia, Eulipotyphla, Soricidae.
AUGGAACAAGAGAACUCAACUGGAGUUUCAUCUUUUCUUCUUCUGGGAAUCUCAGAGAAACCAGAAUUGCAGCCCCUCAUCUUUGGAAUUUUCCUGUCUAUGUACCUGAUCACCGUGUUGGGGAACCUACUCAUCAUCCUGGCCGUCAGCUCAGACUCCCACCUCCACACGCCCAUGUACUUCUUCCUGUCCAACCUGUCCUUUGUGGACAUCUGCUUCACCUCCACCACUAUCCCCAAGAUGCUGGUGAACAUCCAGGCACAAAGCAAAGCCAUCACCUAUGAAGGUUGCAUUGCCCAGUUGUAUUUUUCUGUACUGUUUUCAGGACUGGAUGAUUUUCUCCUGACUGUGAUGGCUUAUGACCGUUAUGCGGCCAUCUGCCACCCCCUGCACUACCUGGCCAUCAUGAACCCCCAGCUGUGUGGGCUGCUGGUUCUGGUGUGCUGGAGCAUUUGUGUCCUGAAUUCAACAUUAUUAAGUUUAAUGGUCUUACGUCUGUCCUUCUGUACAAACUUGGAAAUCCCCAACUUUUUCUGUGAACUCAAAGAAGUGGUUCAACUAGCCUGUUCCAGCACUUUUGUUAUUAACUUGGUUUUGUAUUUUAUGUCUCUGUUUCUGGCCGGGGGUCCCUUGGCUGGGAUUCUUUAUUCUUACUCUAAGAUCUUCUCCUCCAUACAGAGAAUCUCCUCAGCUCAGGGGAAGAAUAAAGCAUUUUCCACCUGCACAUCUCACCUCUCCGUGGUCUCCUUGUUUUACUGCUCAGCCAUAGGUGUGUACCUGAGCUCUGCUGGUGCCCUCAGCUCACAGUCAAGUACCAUCGCCUCGGUAAUGUACACGGUGGUUGCCCCCAUGCUGAACCCCUUCAUCUACAGUCUCAGGAAUAAAGACAUUAAGGAGGCUCUGAAAGCAUUCUUUUAG